GUACUGUCAAAGCUAUCAUGUACCGUUUCCCUUGGUACUUACAGUGCCUUACCUUAUUCUUCGUUUUGACGUGAAUCUUUAAUAUUAUGAAAUUUGUAUACAAUAUAAAAUUACUUUUGUAGAUUCGUGUAAUAUUGUUUUAAUUUUAAAAUAAAAAAUGGAUAUAGUAGACAAUGAUAUUAGACCGUGGGACGCCAAAGAUAUUAAAGAGCAAUUUGGCGAUAGUUUAACCCUACUUCCAUCAAAUGAUAACAUUAAAGAGCUGCAAACUAUACUCAGGGACAAGAAUACAACACGCAGUGACUUCAAGUUCUACGCUGAUCGUCUGAUCAGACUGGUUAUUGAGGAGAGCUUAAACAAGUUGCCAUUCACUGAUUGCGAAGUGGUUACUCCGACUGGAGCCAUAUACAAGGGUUUGAAGUAUGGUGCUGGCAAUUGUGGGGUUUCAAUUGUUAGAUCGGGAGAGGCCAUGGAACAGGGUCUCCGUGAUUGUUGCCGUUCCAUCCGCAUCGGUAAGAUCCUCGUGGAGAGUGAUACGGACACGCACGAAGCUCACGUGGUAUACGCCAAGUUUCCGGAGGACAUAGCCCGCAGGCAGGUGCUACUCAUGUACCCUAUCAUGUCCACAGGGAAUACAGUAAAACAGGCAGUUAAUGUUCUGACUCAGCAUGGCGUUAAGGAGGAGCGUAUUAUCCUAUCAAAUCUGUUUUGCACUCCGGCGGCCGUGCGAGCAGUCGUCGACUAUGUGCCCAAGAUGAAGAUCCUCACGUCUGAGCUGCACCCAGUAGCGCCCAAUCACUUCGGGCAGAAAUACUUCGGUACCGACUGAUACGAUGACGAAUACGAUAUAGACGUUUAACCGCCAAAAGCUCCUAACACGGACAACAUUUUACAUGACACACGGAAUAUAUCAUAUAGUACUGAACUUGUUCUAAAUAGAAUGGAACUAAAAAAGUUAUGUAGUUGAUUUCAACGUAAUUUAUCAAAAUAUUAAAGUAAAAAUGAUUUCUCUUUGUAAUAGAAAAGAAAAUAUGAAAGUUAAGAAAAAAACUAAACUAAUAUCGAUUGCUUGGGUACCUCUGCCCCAUUCGUGUUUCAACCGUGAAGCAGCUGUGUUUGCAUGGCUGUACUUUGGUUUGAAGGGUGGGAUAUGGCGUGAAUUUACUGGGUACAGAGGAAUAACACCUGAGUCCUUAGGAAUGGCAACACAUAUAUAUGGGUAUCAUGGGCGAAACAGUACACUUUGUUAUGUCCAUGGUACUGCUCAUGUUUAUAGGCGACGGUUACCACUUUCCAUCAAGUGAACCAUCAGCUUGUUUCCCAUUCUAAGUCGUAUAAAAAAAAAAAUUGUAAAUGGCAGUUAGGAGAUAUUGGUGAUUAAACGUCGAUAUGUAAUCUACAUAUGAGAGAAGUAAUGGAUUUUUUUUUAUUAAUUCCCUCCCUGGUAAAGGGGCGGGGUUACACUUUGUGUAAAUUAUUUAUUUAAACAGCAGUUAAGUGUAUCGUGUUGUAAUGAAAUUAUUUCAAUUUUAUUGUCAAUCAAAUUAGACUUUUCUUAGUUAUAUGGCAACCCUGUCUUUUUGACAGAUAAUUUUGCCGCGCAAAAAGAUUGUUGCUCUGAAACGUACUAGGAGUGAGAAAACAUUGUUGUAACCUGUUAGAUUAGUGUCUGUACUCUUUAUAUCUCCUGCAUGUGUGGUGUGGCGUUAUAUCAGAAUUUUAAUUAUCCUUGUAUACUAUAACACCGCUGUUUGAUUGUACCUCAUCUUCAUCGCGCAAUCUUCGCCGGUAUACCAACUUCAAAGAUACUGUUUUUAAAUAUAAAUUCAGUUUUUUAAUUUUUUUUUUUUAGAAUUUGAAUAAUUUUCUAUGUUAUAGAUGAGAAACUAUAUACUUCAGUGUAUUCCCUAAAUUGGUUUAAUAGAGAAAUAAACCCGGAACUUCAUAAACUUAAUACUUUAUGAUGUAAUAAUUAAUGAAAUCGUUAAACAAGAAAUUAAUGAAAUAAGUACAGAAACUGUAAAUAAAAAGUUAAAAGCUUGGAACUAUGUACUUAGAAAGUAGUUGUAUUAUUUGUUCUAUUGCUUUCGAAUAUGUAUGUAUAUAUAUUUUAUUUAUAAAUGCUUUACGAUCGAGUUCACCUAUAUGCAAGUGUAUUUAUACACUCGUCGUUUGUAAAUUGAAUUUUUUUGUAUAGUGACGACGUCGCUUCGAGAAACAUGCUCUCGUGUUUAGGUAAUUAAACAUUUGUUAUUGGAGUCAAUUCUGAGGAGCCAUUUCUUUAAAUCUAUUUCUAAAAUUAAAAAAAAAUGGUAUUGUAUACAGCAAAAUCUUUAUUAUAACCAAUAUGAACUCAUUUUCUAAUAGAUGUAAUUCAUAUCUUCAUUACACACACAGAGAGAGGGAGACUUUGUACAAAAGUCGUUUCCUUGGUCACCUCUGUCCCGUUCGUGUUUCUACCGUGAAGCAGUUGUGUUUGCAUGGCUGUGUUUCGGUUUGAAGGGUGGGAUAUGAUGUGAAUUUACAGGGUACAGAGGAAUAACACCUGAGUCCUCAAGAAUGGCAACGCAUGGGGGGUGUCAUGGGUGAAAUAGUAUACUCUGUUACUGUCCAUGGUACUGCUCAUGUCUAUAGACGACGGUUACCACUUUCCAUCAGGUGGGCCGUCAGCUCGUUUGACAUUCUAAGUUGUAUAAAAAAAAAAAUACGUUUAGAGAAAUGAUACUUCAGAAUCGGCCCUAAUGUUCUCUGUGCAUAUGUGGUGUAUAAUUGUUUUUUAUUACAAAACUUACGCUUAUAUAAAAUCGUCGAAUAUUUUUUGUUCCUGAAUUUAAGUUAGUUGUAUACAUAAGUGAAUGGAUUUAAAAUGUGAUAUUAGUUUAAUCUUUGGAAAUGAAUGAAAUUACAUAUAAUUAUGUAUUUAGGGAUUAGCACAUAAUAUUGUUUAUGUAUUAUUGCUUAUUUAAAUAAACUGGAAGCCAAAUGUU
This is a messenger RNA of Galleria mellonella (greater wax moth), 2987 nucleotides long. RefSeq names its product uracil phosphoribosyltransferase homolog. NCBI's taxonomy places the organism in Eukaryota, Metazoa, Arthropoda, Insecta, Lepidoptera, Pyralidae. The record is from RefSeq and is a predicted model, not a curated record. The transcript has 4 exons. Bases 158 to 829 code for a protein of 223 amino acids.